Messenger RNA from Nothobranchius furzeri (turquoise killifish), 2390 nucleotides. RefSeq names its product serine and arginine rich splicing factor 1a (gene srsf1a). Gene Ontology annotation, molecular function: mRNA binding. Gene Ontology annotation, cellular component: cytoplasm; nucleus. The record is from RefSeq and is a predicted model, not a curated record. Lineage: Eukaryota; Metazoa; Chordata; Actinopteri; Cyprinodontiformes; Nothobranchiidae.
CGGCUGUUGAGGGCCGCGCUUCGGCCGACACGCGGAUCUCUGAGCCUCACGUAGGGUCGCGUCUGCUAGGUGGCUAUUGCUAUUAUCAUACGAGUUGAUGCCCUUUUCCAUCAGCUUUAUAUUUACAUGAUUACUGUUUCCAUUAGUGGUGAUUCAAACACGUCCGGGGUCCGUUUUAGUUCGGAUUGGGACGGAGAGGUUAAGCAGAGUCUUCCCAACAGCACAGCUUAGUUAGCAAUGUCGGGUGUAGUGCGAGGCCCCGCCGGGAACAACGAUUGCCGGAUUUACGUUGGGAAUCUUCCCCCCGAUAUUCGCACCAAAGACGUGGAGGACGUGUUCUACAAGUACGGAACGAUCCGAGACAUUGACCUGAAGAACCGGAGAGGAGGGCCGCCCUUUGCCUUUAUUGAAUUUGAAGACCCGAGGGACGCAGAUGACGCGGUCUACGGACGCGAUGGCUACGACUACGACGGCUACAGACUGCGUGUGGAGUUUCCUCGCAGCGGCAGAGGCUCCAGAGGCGGCGGGUACGGUGGAGGGGUUGGCGGAGCACCCAGGGGCAGAUACGGACCACCAUCCAGACGCUCGGAGUACAGGGUCAUCGUGUCAGGUCUCCCCCAGAGUGGCAGCUGGCAGGACCUGAAGGACCACAUGCGUGAGGCUGGUGAUGUGUGCUAUGCCGAUGUUUACAGAGAUGGAACUGGGGUCGUAGAAUUUGUUCGCAAAGAGGACAUGACCUAUGCCGUUCGAAAGCUGGACAACACCAAAUUCCGCUCGCAUGAGGGAGAGACCGCUUACAUUCGUGUGAAAUUAGAUGGUCCCCGCAGCCCAAGUUAUGGAAGAUCCCGUUCUCGCAGCCGUGGCAGCAGGAGCCGAAGCCGCAGUCGCAGCGCCAGCCGCAGUCGCAGCAAUUCCCGUGGCCAUGGCCGAGGAUCGCCUCGCUACUCUCCUCGUCACAGCCGCUCUCGUUCCCGUUCCUGAACUACCGUUGAUGUUAAGCCCUUUUGAUGUGUUCCCUCCUGUUUUUACCUCUGAGUUUCUCCAGAUGUCAGCUAUUGAUUUUUUAUUUCUUGCAUUUCUUGUCCUUGUGGAUGAUCUUGGUAUGUAGAUGUACCCCCCCCCUCCUGCACCCACCCAUUCUCUAUUUUCCUCCCCUCUCCAACUACUUUGCCCUCUUGUUUUGUCCCCUUCUCUCCGUCUUCCUGUCAUCUCAGAUUUUGCAACAUCACACACACUUUGGCGGUCAACUUCAAAAAUGUUGAGCUGCACUCAAUGUUUUUGGAAGUAUUGAAAUUUUCGUUUCAGUGGGUUUUUAUUCUUUUAGUAGCCUUUUUUUGGAAAUGUGGGGUGGGCCUCUGACAUUGAGCCCAAUCCAGUGCUUAACUGUAUUUUACCCUUGUGUCUUCCUUUAGACAUCUGAGGAGAAGGAUUAAAGUGAUUUGGAAUAAAACCAUUGUGGAGCACAUUUCAUUUGUAUGAUCAGGAUAGGACAUCUAGGAGCAAUGAGGUCGAGGCGAUGGUAUGCUUCAUAUUCCAUAAGCUGAAUAUUUUGUUAGGUUUGCCAUGUCAUGCAUGUUAUUUAACAGACAUGUGGUUGUACUUUGUUAGAGAGUUUGUAACAUGCUACUUUGCCCUCUGACAGAAUAAGCAGUCCUAAAUCAAGUGUUGUGAUGUAAGUGUAACGCUUUCAAUGUCAAAUGUAAAAGACCUAAAUCACUUUUUUACAAGAGCCUCCCAAUUUUAAAGUUCCUAGUAGGUAAACUAUUUCAGUGUCAGGGAGCAAGGCUUUGUGCUUAGUAGCUUUUUUAGUUGACAUUUUUGUAAAGUCUGACAUGUCUGUUUCAACAUGGGGGAAAAAUAAAAAUAGGCCCAAAAAUCUUGACAUUUUAUUCUAACAGUUUCCCUCUGAUUUUUUCCUGGUAUUUCAAGGUUUUGAUUGGAGGAGUGGCUCAGUGGAUCCCAAUCCUUGGAGCUGGAUGAGUGGAUCGAUUAGGAAAGGGAUAGGCAAGGAUGGAUGCUUGGAACGGGAGCACUUUUCGAGGAUUCAAAUGAGUUUAUCAGAACUAAUUGGGAGUCCCAGAGCAACUUUUUAAAUUUUUUAACCAUUUUAGGCCCCUUUGCCUAUCUUUUUUUUCUCCCUUUUUUCUCCCCCCACCCCCUUCUUUUUUUUUUUUUUUUUUUUUUUUAAAGCUUUUCACUGAUUAUGGCUUUAUUGUACAAGAAAACGAAACAGGACCAGGAAGUUGGAUCAAAGGAUGGAGUCGUAGAUGCCUGGUAUGAGGGAAUUUUAAAUAAAUUUGGGAGGGGGUGAUUAUCUGGGAGUAGAAUGUCUUUAUUUUUGCAUAACUUUCUUUUUCUUUUAGCAUUUUCAAUAAAACAGUUGAAAACAA